Molecule: messenger RNA, 1373 nt
Organism: Abrus precatorius (Indian licorice)
Lineage: Eukaryota; Viridiplantae; Streptophyta; Magnoliopsida; Fabales; Fabaceae
Product: UDP-glycosyltransferase 13-like
Exons: 1
Coding region: 36-1373 (445 amino acids)
Molecular function (GO): UDP-glycosyltransferase activity
Source: RefSeq, a predicted model, not a curated record
AUACCACUGUUUCAUUCCUCUCCAAAAUCACAAAAAUGAAAAACACCAUAAUUCUAUACCCUACCAAUGGUUGGGGACACUUAGUCCCAAUGGUAGAACUAGGCAAGUUCAUCACCACCCACCACCAUACAACCCUCUCAAUCAAAAUCCUCCUCCCUUCACCACCUAACACCGCCACCCUCCAAUACAUCGCUGCCGUCUCCGCCACCGCGCCGUCCAUGACAUUCCACCACCUUUCACCCUCCCAACACUUACUCUACGCCCUCCAAUCCCUCAUUUCACAAUCAUCCAAACCCAAAGCCUUCAUCUUAGACUUCUUCAACCACUCCGCUACUGACGUCACGAAAUUGCUCAACAUCCCCACAUACUUUUACUUCCCCAACGCCGCAAGUUGCGUUGCAGUUUUUCUCUACACGCCAACCCUUCACCACAACACCAAGAACGGAUACACUCAUUCCAAUUACAAUGACAUGCUACGCCACAUUCCCGGUUUGCCGCCGUUGUCGCCGGAGGACAUGCCGGAGCCUCUCCUCGAUCGCCGGAGCCGGAGCUACGAGUCAUUUGUCAACAUGUCAAUGAAAAUGAGGAAAGCUAACGGAAUUAUAGUUAACACGUUUAGUAAGCUUGAGAAUAAAGCUUUAUUGACGUUGGAGAAUGGAGGUUGUGUGUUGGAAAGACAUGAUCCACGUGUUUUUUGUGUUGGGCCAUUGGUUUCCAACGUUGGAUUUGCAAACAACGAUGAUGGUGGUUGCUUAAGUUGGCUCGACUCACAACCGAGUGGAGCCGUUGUGUUUUUAAGUUUUGGAAGUUAUGGAAGGUUCUCGAAGGUUCAGUUAAGGGAAAUAGCGGUUGCGUUGGAGAGGAGUGGACGAAGGUUUUUGUGGGUUGUGAGGGACCCAAUUGGGUAUGAGAGAAGAGAAUUGAGUUUAGAGGAAUUGUUGCCAAAAGGGUUUUUGGAGAGAACAAAGGAGAGGGGAAUGGUGGUGAAGAAUUGGGCACCACAGGUUAAGGUACUGAGUCAUAACUCGGUGGGUGGGUUUGUGACUCAUUGUGGGUGGAACUCGGUGAUGGAAGCAGUUUCUUGGGGAGUGCCGAUGGUGGCGUGGCCUUUGUAUGCGGAGCAAAGGUUGAAUAAGGUGGUUAUGGUGGAAGAGAUGAAGGUGGCUUUGCCUUUGAAAGAGAACGAGGAUGGGUUUGUUAGGGCAGCUGAGUUGGAGGGCCGAGUUAGAGAGCUUAUGGACUCGGAGAAAGGGAGAGGGAAAGAGAUCAGAGAAAGAGUAUUGGGUGCGAGAAAUGACGCUGUUGCUGCCCUCGGUCACAGUGGAUCUUCACGGGUUGCUUUGGAUGAGUUGGUUGAGUUGUGGACACAAUGA